AUGACCGGGGCAUGCUCGAAAUUCCGCCGGGACCCUCUUUACACGCACCCAUCGACGGCAAAGUUGAACAGAAAGGGUCCCGCUACAGUCUCUUGUUUAACUCCAGUAUCCACUUCGAUAGGUGUAGUACAUCCAGCUGGUGUUCGGACCGCAGAAGUUGUUCUUCUAUUCACGUCGUUUAUAAGGCGUACGAAUUUUCAUGGAACUCCAUCGCCACGCUUUGAAGAGACUUUUGAUAAGGAGAGUCGAAAGCAGCUUCGAAGUCCAAAAACGCUAACUGUGGAGGCUUCGAAUACCGCUGCCACUCUGCAAUCACUCUCCUCACAAACACCUCAUCAAUCGUCAAUCGACAAGGGCGAAAGCCGGCUUGCUCAUCACGGUUAG
Molecule: messenger RNA, 384 nt
Organism: Necator americanus (New World hookworm)
Lineage: Eukaryota; Metazoa; Nematoda; Chromadorea; Rhabditida; Ancylostomatidae
Exons: 1
Coding region: 1-384 (127 amino acids)
Source: RefSeq, a predicted model, not a curated record